UGAUACAAGAAGCCGUGUCGACUGUCGCGUUAUUUAUGAUGGUAUAAAACGCGAAUUAUAUUUUCAACUGUGUGCAAUAAAGCGAUAUUUAUUUCGCUUAUUUUAUGUUCGCAACUCCGAUGGUGCUGCUUAAACGUGUUGCAUGACCAUAUCGUUGUGAUAAAUGGGGAAAUUAGUGCAUUUGUGUGUGGUUGUGUUGUGAGUGCCAAUGGAUCGACGAUGUUCGCAAUCGGUCAGGACGCUUGUUUUCGACGAUUCAGACUCUGAUCCUCCUAAACAUGGUCAGAAAAAGGAGCUGUCCUCGACCGCGGUGCCCUCAUCGCUGAACCAGAGCGCAGAAGAUGCGGGCAAAACGGCGCGCACCAAUUUGGUGCGCAUGCGACGGUCCGCGCUCGGGAAGUCCGCGCCGACUCUAUCCGUCCACGUGAAAGAGUCAUGCACGGUGUCCCGGCGUCCGUCGCGUUUGCCGCCGCCGCCGCCGCACCACAGGCUCUCUCUUGUGGUCGGCUCAGGGCGCUGCAGCUCCCCAGGCACCGGGCCCCUCUCCCCGGCCGAGGGCCCGCGCUGGCCCCCGCACCCCCCGCACCCGCUGCACCACGCCCUGCUCUCGUCGAGCGUGAAGCGCGGCAAGGAGCUCGAUGGUCGCAGGUGGUCGGUGGCGUCGCUUCCGUCCUCGGGCUACGGGACCACUCCGGGCAGCUCCAGUUUAUCUUCACAAUGCUCAUCUCAAGAACGGCUUCUCGCGGUUGCUGUGUGCGAGCCGCCGCGAGCGCCCUGUCCACACUGCCAUCAACACCAAAAUUCACUCAACAGUUCGCAAGGCAGCGGUAUGAACAACUGGGCAUCAUUAUCAGACAGCGGUGGCGCAUACACGGGUGCGCGCGCGCCGUCCCCUCAGAGCCCAAAGCGUCGCGUAAGAAGCCGGAGUCUAAGUUCUCCAUCCCGCUCCCCCGGCGGCGCGGCGAGCGGGGGCGAGGGCGCAAAAGAUGACGCCGUCUCCGCCAUGUCGUCUCUAUUCGCAGCUCGCUUCCCCGCCGCACAACGGGCUAUGGACGACAAAUUAAGAUCACUGAUUGAAGAGUUGACAGAAUUAGAUAAGAAACCGGACCGGCCGCCGAUAGAGAGAUUCGUUGCAAGACAGGUAUUGGAGAUGGCUAGGGACUGCCUACACAAAUCGGAAUCGAAGCAGGUUACCAGCAGCUAUUUCUACGACAUGGCCGACAGUUUAGACAGAUUGCUCGCUGAGACUCGAGAAAAAUCAGCCGAAGCUGGCGCCCAAGUAGCACCUCUAGUCACUCGGCUCAUCUUAGCGAUGGCUCGCCCCGCCCGCCUCCUGGAGUGUCUCGAGUUCGAUCCCGAGCGGUUCUACAGGCUACUAGAGGCGGCAGAGGGACACGCUAAACACAUGCAGGGCAUGACGUCAGACAUCCCGAAGUACAUAAUCCAGAAGCUGGGUCUGUCCCGGGACCCGCUGGCCGAGCUGCACGCGCCGCCGCCGCCGCCGCAGCCGCCGCAGAACGCCUCGCCUUCCAAAUCGAGAGGUCGGCAAUCGCCACCUGGAGGUCCCGGGGGUGCUCCGCCCUCAGAGAACGACUACCAAGUGAUCAAACUCAUCUCCAACGGGGCUUACGGCGCUGUCUACCUCGUCAAACACAAGCAGACUCGAACGAGGUACGCGAUGAAGAAAAUUAGUAAAAACAACUUAAUACUUCGGAAUCAAGUCGAGCAGGCGUUCGCGGAGAGAGACAUCCUCAGUUUUGCCGACAACCCAUUUGUGGUAACGAUGUACUGCUCCUUCGAAACCAAACGCCACCUCUGUCUUAUCCUCGAGUUUGUCGAAGGCGGUGACUGCGCCACCCUACUCCGCGCCGGCCCUUUACCACCCGACAUGGCGAGACAUUACUUCGCUGAAGCUGUGCUUGCUGUAGAGUAUCUUCACUCUUAUGGUGUUGUACACAGAGACUUGAAGCCUGACAAUUUAUUGAUCACUGCCACCGGACACAUAAAGCUGACCGACUUUGGUCUUAGCAAGAUGGGUCUCAUGUCUUUGGCCACGAACCUGUAUGAAGAGUACGCAGACAGGGAAGCGCGUCAGUUUUCUGACAAGCAAGUUUGUGGGACCCCAGAGUAUAUCGCCCCUGAGGUCAUACUCAGACAGGGCUACGGUAAGCCAGUGGACUGGUGGUCAAUGGGCAUCAUUCUGUACGAGUUCUUAGUCGGUUGUGUGCCUUUCUUCGGAGACACGCCUGAAGAAUUGUUUGCUCACACUGUUAAUGAUGACAUCGAGUGGCCAUCAGAAGACGACUUCCCUAUAGCGGUGGAGGCGAGAGCUAUUAUCACUGAGUUACUCGCGCGGAACCCGAGGGACCGACUUGGAACCGGAGGGACACAUCAAGUCAAGGAACACGUGUACUUCUAUGGUCUGGACUGGAACAAUCUUCUGCGGCGGAAAGCAGAGUUUAUUCCUCAGCUGGAGAACGAUGAAGACACUAGCUAUUUUGACACCCGCCUCGACCGCUACAACCACAGCGAGGCGGACACGGACGAGGCAGCGGAAGUGACAGCGGAGGCGGGCGAGGAGGCGGGUCUGUUUGCCGCCUUUUCUUCAACCUCGCCGCAAUGGCGGCGCCACACUUCGGCAGUAUCACAUGAUUCUAGGAGCACGGACAGCUGGCCGGGCACUCCCGACAGCGCCGGGCCCCCGAGCACACCCACCGCCCCGCUGCAUCACCACCCGAGGUGUCCGAUGAUAAUCCCCGGCGGUUCAGCGUCGACGGCGGAGUCGUCGCAGACGGACUCGGACGACGUGUCGCCGGCCGCGCGGCGCCGCCCCGCGCUGCGCCCGCACCCCCACCCCCACCCCCACCCCCACACCCACACCCACACCCACACCCACACCCACACCCACACCCACCCCGCGCAGCCCUCCCGCGCAUCGGACGCACCUAAAAAAGAGACGAAGAGUGUGGACAAGCCUGAUCGGCCGGAAAAAACGAAACCGAUGGCGCUUGUCGCACCAAAGGCGAUGCGCCGCUCCGCGUCCACCUCCGGACUUUCACUGGUUAUACAUCCAGCGGAAGACACGGGCACCCACGGCGGCGCAGGCUCGCCCUGCGCGGGCAACACGUCAAGUACCAACUCCUCUCGAGACUCAUCACCGUGUCGAGAUCCGCCAUCCCCGUUCGCACAUCAUAAUCAUUCGCUGAUCCAAUCAUCCAAACCUCCCAUCGUGGUCCGCCGCGGCCCUCGCGGCUUCGGGUUCACGAUCCACACGGUGCGCGUGUACUACGGGGACACGGACUACUACACCAUGCACCACCUCGUGUCCGCCGUGAGCGAGCAGGGCGCCGCCUGGGCCGCGGGGCUCCGCGCCGGCGACCUCAUCACGCAGCUCAACGGCGAGUCCGUGCAGGGCCUGCUGCACACGCAGGUUCUCCGGUUGCUGCUGGCAGCGCCGCACGCCACGCUGCGCGCCACGCCGCUCGACCAGACCACCAUACAGGCGGGAGGGAGACGGCGAAUCGGUGGCGGGCGACGUGCGUCGGCGCCGCCGCGGCCGCGCCCGAGACGAAGAUGCUCGCUGUUCAGGAGGAUCUCUACUAAGAGGGCUUCGCAGGAAAUGCACCAGAUGGUGUCAGGGGUGGAGCUGGCGUCCCCGUCGGCGCCCUCGUCACCUUGCGGCGACAGUCCACUGCAUGCUGCCACUACCACCACGCACUACCAACGGCCGUCAUCGCUCCACGGUCUGAAGCACAAGCUGGUAGCGGGCGGGGCGGAGGUGCGCCGAGCGUCGCUACAGCAUAUGCCGCUGUCGCCUCUCGCUCGGACGCCGUCGCCGUCCCCGCAGCCGCCGCCGCAGUCACCCACCAGCCGCUGCGAGGCGCGCAGUCCGUCCCCGCUGGCCGCGCGCGAGUGCGGGCGCCGCGCGUGGGCCCGCCGCGACCCCGCCUCGCCUCUCCUGCGCCGCGCGCUCUCGCCUGACAGGCUGCACCCGCGCUCCGCCGAAUCCAAAUGCUCAAUAUCUCCGCUGUGCUGCGGCGGCGUGACCGCCGUGUCCGUGUCCGGGCCCUCGCGGCGCGGCGUGGUGUGGCGCGCGCCCGCCCCCGCCGCCGCGCCCCCCACGCCGCCCCCCUGCGACAAGGAGGAGCCGCCGCUGCCGAGGAUAGCGGAGGAGAAGGACUCGCCUACCCACCAUGCCAAGAUUGCGCCCAAUAGGACACCUGCCAAGCAGAUGACCCCGAGCAUUUUUACGUCCUCGCCGAAGACGAGCCUCGAGAAGACCUUCGACGCGUCCAACUCUUUCGCGUCUCUGUCUCUCUCCGACGAGUCCUUCGCGCCUGACACCUCUGUGGACUUGGAUACUUCGAGAGAUACAACUAUUGACAACCUUCGUCUCGACGAAAGUCGUUCCAGCACGGACAACAGCUCAAUACUCUCCGAGGACAAAGACAAAAAGAAGCCUGAAGACAAAAAGAAGACAUCUCCACAAGAAACACCUGAACAGCCUAAAGAUAAAGCCAGAAAGAAAUCCGACUCUAGCCUCAAAGAAGAAGAUAAACCAAAAGAGAAAAUCAAAAAGGAAAAGCCAGAGUUCAAAAAGCAAGAGUCUAUAAAGAAACUCGAAAUAAAAGAAGAAGCUCCAAAAGACGAUAAGAGAGAGAAAGCUAUGGAAAGAACGGGGUCAGUGAAGAGAGUGGAAAGCAAACAGGAAAAAGCGGAAGCAAAGAAACAGGAGAAGUUGGAGAGGCAGGAGAAGGCGGAGAUUAAGAAACUGGAGAAGAUUGAGAAAUUGGAGAAGAUUGAGAAGGCGGAGAGGCAGGAGAAGGAGAUUAAGAAACAAGAGAAGAUUGAGAAGAGAACGGAAGGGAAGAAGGAGGUGCUGAAGAGACAGGAGUCUGUGGACACGAUGAAGUGCCCAGAGCCGACGGAGACGGAAUGUCGCUCCAAGAACAGCAUGGUCAGCAAACUUCUCGGCGUCAUGGGCCGCAAGGGAGCGCGAGAUAGAGACGAAGAUGACCACAAGCCUAGCAGGAAGGCCGACAAGGCCAGCCGGAAAAAGGGCGGCAACACCCCUACCCAGCAGCACCCACCAAGUAAACUGAGCGAAGCAGGAGGCUCCGCCGAAAAAGUCACCGAAAACACCGAAGACACCAAGAAAAAGGGGCGAGGACGCGCUUCUAGCUCGUCCUCGCAGGAGAAGUAAGGUCGGAUAGUCUCAAGGACCUACUGGAUAUGUCGUGGUUAACACACAUUGACGCUUCUAUCAUACCAAGUAAUUUAGUUUAAACCAGCUUUGUCACUAGAAAAAGGAGGUAAUUUGAAAAAUGUUGGCGCAAAGGAUCGAUCUCCCAUACAAAUUUUUAAUUAUUAAUAAUUUUCCACUGACAAAGUUUGCUUGCCAGAGUAUAGUAAGAGCGUGACCUCUUAUACCUGUUACAUUCACGUUUACGAUCUGUAAACGUGAAUGAAAAUGAUUUAUACAUGUUGAUAAAGGCGUAGAAUGUAACUGAGUCUUGCGACUCGAUGUAAAAAUGCGCCUAUGUGUGGCGACCGCGAUUCUUGACAUACCCUUCUUUAUGCAGUCAGUAGGCCGAGCGAGUCAGUAGGGCGAGAUUGACGCGACAGUAUCUCGCCGCGAGAUAGGCUACCCGUCUUUUACUAACUGUAUGAAUUAAAGGGGGACGGGUAGUAUGUAUGUAGUAUGUCGCGGCGAGAUACUCUCGCGCCAAUUAAUCUGUUGUAAGGCCGGAUAUAGAGACAUAGCGCUCCUAGGCACUUGGUAUGGCACUUAGAAUUUAGGGGGCCCCCUUCUCCAUCUUAAAACCAUUGCUAGGUUGCCUGGGCCCCUAGGUCUGGGCUUUAUUGGACUAGGCGGAAAUCUGGCCCUGUCUGUGGUCACCUGACGCUUCAAACGAAUUUGAUUGAUUUAGUAUAGAACUGAGUGAUGUGAUUUAAUGCUAUUUUAAUUAGUGAAAGAACGUUAGACGUAAGGUACGAGAAAUACAUAAGUCUUUAUUGUAGAAUGUUUGCCGACAGAUGGCGUUAUUCGGUGUCGUGUUGACGUACAGUUAAAAAUAUAAAAAUGUAACAAAAAAAAAUCGCUGUAAGCUUCCUUUAGACUGUGUACAGCUUUAGUCAUUUUAAGAUGUAAAAUUUGUUCUCACGUUUUUAUUUGAGCCGCUUUUCCAGUAUUACAAAGUUGAGGCGUAAAAAAAAAUCUUUAUUAGUAUUUUUAUUGAAAAGGGCGAGUUUUAGAUAAAGUAGAGACGCUUUGCACGUAGAUUUUUGUACUUUGACCCGCCUGUUGCUGUCUCUAUCGCACGCGCAUAAUUAUAUUGCUGUCGCUCAUGAUGGUUGUCAAUGUCACUGUGCGAGUCUGACAGCUAUAUAAUUUUUACGCGUGCAAUAGAGAUAGCAACAAGCGGGUAAAUCUAUGUGGAAAGAGUUUCUUUAUUCGUGGGGACGGUGGUAUGAAGUUCAUUGUUCCUAGUAGAAUAAUUUAACCUAACAAAAUAUGAGCUAAAUUGAAUAUCAACCUUUAAUCGUGGACCAUAAGAGCUAAUUUCACUCGUCCAUGGCCCAUCCCUCAUUAACGAAAUCGUUUUUAAUCUCAUGUUAGCGUUUAGUUUUUGCAAGUAUGUUUUCUUAGAUUAGUGAAUAAUGUGAUAUAUUUUUAAAUCGCCCUAGAAUUUUGGAACUUGCAAUAUUAUUAGUUAAGCAUGUCGAUACUUUUCUUUGUAACUUGUUUUUGUUUUGACGUGUUUUUAGUUUUUCUUUUUAUUCUAUUGUUUUUGUCGUGUUUAUUGUUUUGGUCUUUUAUAAAAUCCGAUACAAAUUGCACACAGCGGCAAAAUUGUAUACCCACUUUAUAAUUGGAAUUCAUUCAUAAAGUGGGUAUGCACUUUUUCAGCUCUCUGUGGGUACAUAAGGUAACCUUUUUUUAUUUUAAUAAUUGCAACAAACAUCGAUAAAUAGUGCCAUAGAGUAGAACCUUCUUUUCACUAUUCUGUUGUCUUUGUUUUAAAGAUUUAUUACGUAUCCCUUAUUACCUUCAUUUCUAUAAAAUCUUUUAAAGGUUCCAUAAUCGUCUUCCGAAUAUAGGUACAGACACCUGCAAUAAUAUGUUACUCUUCGAAGGCCGCUAGCUCUACAAAUAAGAUCGUGUCAGAUAUUUUUGCUGCCUUCGUUGUGUAAUAUAUUAUUGCAGGUGACUGUAUAGUCUGCAUCUCUUCAAAUGAUUUCUACGCCCAAGACGGUAAUCUGUUAAACAAAGGCCAUUGUUCCUUUUCAUUGAGCGGUCGGCCAUUGUGUGUCUGACAAUGGCACGUGCCGUAGCACGCGCUCAGACUCAAUGGCACACAAUUACCGACCGCUCGCAUAAAAGGAACAAUGGCUUUCAUUUAACAGAUUACCGUCUUAGGCGUAAAAAUCAUUUGAGAAGAUGAACACUAAUACUUGUUAUAUCAUCGAUAAAAUCUGGUGUUUCUACUUUCGUCGCUCUAAGUGCGCAUAGGCAGUUUUAUUAUUUCUUAAUCGAAUCUUUCACUAUUUGAUGUGUGGAACAGAGACAGAAAAUUCUCAGCACAUUUAGAGAUAUAUUUGAUGAAUCACCUGUUACGAUCAAAAUACGAACGACUAAUUUAGUAAUAUAAAGCCGUUAUUCUAAAUAAUAAUAGUGACGUCUAAAUUAGUAUAGAAAUAUCACUAAUUCACCUUAACAUUCCAUUUAACAGAAACUAUUUUUAAUAAUUUUACUUUGUGUAAAAUUGUAUAGUUGAGCGUCAAGUUACUUGUGCAUUCUUGAUGGUAUGUAAGAAUGUACAAGUGAUAUUGUUCAUUUCAUCGAUAUAUUAUAAAUAUAAUAAUCUUAUAUAACUCAGUGUUCCAGUGUUGCAAACAUAGUUAAAGAUACAAUCGGUAGCUUUCACAGAUCAUAUACAAAUAAAAUAAAGCAACGAAACAAGACAUACCAUUUAAAUAAAUGGGGUAAAUCGUCAAAAAUUAAUAAAUUAAAAAAAAGGCAGUCGCUUCGUAAAAACUGACGCCUACCCCAAUUCUUGGGAUUAGUUGUCAAGCGGACCCCAGACUCCCAGCCGUGUCAAAAUGCCGGGACAACGCGAGGAAGAUGAUGAUUUCUGGUCACCUAAUUCUAUGUAUAAGCUGACGCUACUCAUUUCACAGUAAAAAAACUUAUGUUUUUUCAUUAGAUAAAUGGCAACAAUAUUACUUUUUUCAUGCUUAUUUUUAUAAAGUUACCCUAGUAAUUCCUGCCUGUUAUAAAAGAAGUCUGUCUUGUAUCGUUGGCUAUGCUUCCGCUUAUUUUCUUGUUCUAGGGCGUUUUCUAAAAUAAAUAUUGAAAACCUGAUUCUUUCAAAUCUGGACGUUCUUGGGCUCAUUUUACAUAAGAUCGACAGCAUUCUCCAUCCUGUAAUUAAAAAGAGAUCCCAAAAUGUCCGUUCCAUUACGUCACGUUUUUGUGUAAAAAAACUUUCACUUGUAUGUGCGUGACAUGAUGUACAAUUUUCAUACAAAUUUUUGGGUAAUUUUUUUUAGCAUCAGGAUUGAAUAUUGUAGUGAUUCUGAGUUGAAAGAACCCAAAAACACCAGGAUCUGUGAGAAUCAGGUUUUCAAUAUUUAUUUUAGAAAACGCCCAAAUAUUUGUUAAAAACUAGUUUAAAUAUAUCUUAAUCCUGUGUUGUAUUAAAUGAGGAUAACUGAAAUUCUAAACGUUAAUGAUUUUAAUGUAGAACACAAUAUGUUUGUAUAAUAAAUACUUUUACCAGCUUCAAUUUAUUUGAAAAAGGGGUAUUACUAUAGUUUUAGGAAUGUAGAACGUGUUUAAUACCCCUAUAAUAUGAAGCAUGCUCAUAAAAAAAGCUAUUUAUGUUUUCAUAAUUUAAAACAGUUUUUUUUUAAACUCAAAUGUAUUUAAAUUCGGCAUGUUAAUUUUUUUGACUGAUGACGCAAUGGAGCGUACGCAUGUCGUACAUUCUGUCAACGUAAAAAAGGUCUUAUAAACAACGGAAUAGGGUGCAAAAAGUAUACGUAUGUCGCUUAAGAAUGUCUGUGGCGCAGUUUGGAUAACCAAUUUGUCAGUAGAAAAGGCGCGAAAUUCAAAAUGGGUACGGAAGUUCGACGAUUCGCCACUACAUUCAAACUACCGCGUUAUUUACUGACUAAAUUGGCUUGCAACACUGUACGAACUCGCCCAUUUAUUAAAUAACUAAGGACUAUUUGAAUUUCGCUCAAGUAUAUUCGAUACCAUAACGCGGCGAUCCCUUGGUAUACAAGUUGGCUACGUCAAUUUUGUCUCAUUUAAAAAAGGCAAAAAACCGUUUAAUGCCAUUGGUGUACGUACUUUUUUUUAAUGGUUCGAUAUUUUAAAACUAGUCACCAUAAAACGCUUCAGUGUGGCUGGUAGUAUGAUUUAAUGUAGGAAUAAUUUCCUAGCAAUACUCAUUGAUUAAAUUGUUUUAAUGUUUUCGUGCAUGGUAGUACAGGGUACUUGUAUAUUUGCCCAAUUAUUGUUUUUGCUCGUUGAAAGACCAAUAAUAACAAUGAAUUUUAUGUAGAUUUAUUUGAGCAUAAUAAAUUGAUUUCGGGACCACGGCUUUAAAAAAAAGUUAUGUUGUAUAUCUUGUUGACACUAUGUUUCAGUGUUUACUUUAAUAAUUUGAGACCUUUUACUUGACUGUCAGUCUGAUACUCUAGUGGUGUAAUUAUAAAUAAAUUUUAUGCGCUGCCUCUUUCUUUGUAUACUUAUUUCGGUUGUUAUCAACUUUUAUAUUUGCAUACUAACUAUAAAUUAUAUUGUCCUAGCUGAUACAUUCAAAAUUAAUCGUCCACUUCACGAAAUUUUAACAUAAACCGACCUUGCCGCACAAACUUGGACUUAUUGCAAUCCUUAAUGUCUAAACAAUAUAUCUGUACAUUUAAAUGAUACUUCGCAAGUAGCAAAUUAAAUAAGAAAUAUAUUAUUUGCUAUUCCGUCAAGUGGACCGAAACUAGCGCAAUGACCCUAAGUGUUUUCUUUUCGCACUUGCAAAUUAUUGCAACCCUUAUUAUGGGCUAGCGGUUCAGUUUUUUUAAAUAGAUUUGUUCAAAAAUUGAGUUGAUGACUGAUCAAGUUAAGUCGGUGGCAGGCGAAAUAGGGUAUUUGACAUGCUAGUGUUUCAUAUAAAUUACAUAAUAGCAAAAUCGUUUUGACAGUUCGAAAAAAGAAACUGAUUUGACUAGUGGUCAAAUACCCUAUUAACUAAGGUGACUUACAGUAUCGUCUGCGGCCGGCCUUAAAAGGUUUAGUGUAGUAUUAUCUCACGUCUUUGAAAUUGGAUAAAAUCAGUAAAACUGACACUAUUAUCAAUAUUUGAAAUGUGAUCUUAGUGUAGAUAUACUGUCAGUUUUAUUGAUGUCAGUAUUGUAUUAAACUUGUGUAGAGUACUGCGAUUAUCUUGGCGUAAAAUGAAUGUGAUUUCUAUAAUAAGGUUUCUUAUAGGAAGCGAGUUAUUUUUCUCUAGACUAAUUGGUGUAUGAAUUGAUAUGGAAAUGAAAUAAAGUCAUGAAUUAAC
Molecule: messenger RNA, 10568 nt
Organism: Cydia strobilella
Lineage: Eukaryota; Metazoa; Arthropoda; Insecta; Lepidoptera; Tortricidae
Gene: dop
Product: microtubule-associated serine/threonine-protein kinase 3
Exons: 36
Coding region: 209-5203 (1664 amino acids)
Biological process (GO): intracellular signal transduction; peptidyl-serine phosphorylation
Molecular function (GO): ATP binding; magnesium ion binding; protein binding
Source: RefSeq, a predicted model, not a curated record